Pocillopora verrucosa is the source of this 631-nucleotide messenger RNA. RefSeq lists its product as uncharacterized. NCBI's taxonomy places the organism in Eukaryota, Metazoa, Cnidaria, Anthozoa, Scleractinia, Pocilloporidae. The record is from RefSeq and is a predicted model, not a curated record.
AAUAGCGUAGUGAGCGGGUAGAUCUUUAUAAAAACAAGAACACAUCCGAUUGUUCCCCAGUUAAACUAUAGGCCAAAGGAUGAUGACAAAGAUUUUCCUCUCCCUGUUGGUGUUUAGUCUUUUAUCGACAACAUUAGGUUGGCAAGACGAAUGUCGUCUCGAACUGGUGCCCAAUCUUCCUCUUCCUAUCAAAUGUAACGCCACGUCUUACAACUGCGACCAAAUCACGUGUUCAAUUCCCUUCAGUCGCGAGGAUAUCACAGUGACUGUGAACUUUGACACAUGGGAUGAUCCCAUGAGUGCUGACGUCACCAUGUCAGUUCCGAAGCUUGGAUUUGAUUGGUCGGCCAGGGUAAAAAAUGGAGAGGAAAUUGAGGUUCCCGGAUUCCCACUGGAUAUUAAAGGAUUACCAUUCGGAAAAGUUGAUGCUUCCAUUCGAGUUGCAAUGACAAAAGAUAAUGGCACCCUAAGUUUCAAGAUUGACCUGGUAGGCCGGGCAGAAUUGACAAAGAAGCCUUACACAGUAACACUCAUUGAAGGAAAAAUUCCAGUCGUUGAGGAGCCUCAAAUAGUAGUGUGCGAGUGUAAGUUAGAUUCCUGUUAUCCGGUAAAGUAGAACCACGCCCACACU